Molecule: messenger RNA, 288 nt
Organism: [Candida] anglica
Lineage: Eukaryota; Fungi; Ascomycota; Pichiomycetes; Serinales; Debaryomycetaceae
Source: the annotation of a GenBank genome assembly
AUGUCUUCAUUUCAUCCAAUAAACCCGAAACCAUUUCUCAAAACACUCGUGAAUAAACAAGUUAUUGUACGUUUGAAAUGGAAUAAAACUUCAUAUAAGGGAACCCUUGUGGCAAUAGAUAACUACAUGAAUCUUCAAUUGGAAGAUACAUUUGAACUUUCAGAUGGAUCAGAAGAAGCUAUUGGUGAAAUAUUUAUUAGAUGUAAUAAUGUUUUGUUCAUACGAGAAGCCAAGAUUGUUGGAGACGAUAACGAAGUAAAAAAUGAAGAUACUGAAAUGGCAACCUAG